Molecule: messenger RNA, 999 nt
Organism: Cladophialophora psammophila CBS 110553
Lineage: Eukaryota; Fungi; Ascomycota; Eurotiomycetes; Chaetothyriales; Herpotrichiellaceae
Exons: 2
Coding region: 1-999 (332 amino acids)
Biological process (GO): nuclear-transcribed mRNA poly(A) tail shortening; regulation of DNA-templated transcription
Cellular component (GO): P-body; CCR4-NOT core complex
Source: RefSeq, a predicted model, not a curated record
AUGGAGUUCUCCUCGGAAGCUUCCCAACCUGUACGACGAGCAAGCCAAGCACCAAGUGGGCCUCCCGGGCUGGGGCAGCGGCAAGCAAAUCAACAGGGCGACAUCACGCCUGGUGACCCAAGCAGAGUAACUUCGCCGUCCGGACAGACACAAAUUUCUCGAUCGCCUAUAUCUCAGAGUAUGAAUGCGGCCAUAGGUCAAGAGAGAUUCUUGGGGCAAGAUGGAAGGACGCAGUUACAGGAAUCGCCGUCACAGUCACUGGGAAUGCAGCCGCGAGAUAUGUUCGGAGAUCGGGAGAUCGGAACAAGAGCCGACCACGACUCGAUCUUCGCAGGUAUGGGUGAAAGAGACCGAUUCGGGAUGAAGGGUUAUGUUGCAGAACAAGACAAUGCGAGCCCAGCUGCAAGAAGUUUGAUGAGGGGGGUAGACUUGUCAACUCUCGGCAUCAACAUGGGCUCUCAAGAACCCCUACUGUCAUCCUACCCCGGGCCAUGGGCCGAAGCCAAUGCAACACCACUGCGGCCAUUGGAUUCGGAGUACAGCAUACCAGACUGCUACACUGUCAAGAAAAUCGCACCACUGUCUACUCGAAUCACCGGUUUUGUGGAUGAAACACUAUUCUUCAUAUUCUACACCAUGCCUCGGGAUUACAUACAAAUGCUGGUGGCUCAAGAGCUGGUGGCGCGCAAAUGGCGGUACCACAUGAGAGAGAAGCAGUGGCUCACCAGGGACGACGCGUCGCCUAGCCCGGUGCUACUGGAUGACAAAGUGAGCGAGCAAGGCUACUACAUCUGGUGGGACACGAAACUUUGGAAGAAGGUUCGGCGGAUUUACACAUUGAGAUACGAGGACCUAGAAGAGCAACCCAGCAUGGGCAAUCGGCCUAUUCAUGCAGGCACAAUGGGAGCAAUGUCGGGUAUCAAUGGAGGAAUGGGCGUCGGCAAUUUCAACGCCGUGCCUAGUCUGGAGAGGAUGGCAGCCAGCGGAAGAGGCUUCUAG